GCGGUGAGGCUUCCGAGGUCGGAGAAUACGAUGUUGAUUGGUUUAACUCCAGGGCCGACCAAAAAAGAAAAAGAAAAACAGGUUACAGUACACAUGAUAUCUCCGCCUUCGAAACAAGAAUUGGCGAAAGCAACCGCCACAGGUAAUCGAAGAAACCAAAGCUUUGCAAUGGAGGCAUGUUUUUAUUGGAGUGAAGUUUGGAUUGUCUCACUCGCUUCCUUCCAGGAAAAACCCUUUCCGAUGCAACCACCGUCCACGUCUUCUCCGGCUCAUUUUCAUGACUCGGACGAUGAAUCCGAGGUUCGAUCCAUGACCGCCAAGGGCAUUAAUCAUCUGUGUUCCGAACUCCUGGAACUUAAGGCUGAAUCCAAUGGAGAUUUUCACCGAAUUAUAAUUUCUACCUGUCUUUCCUUCUCCAGAACAUUUGAGCAAGUAAAAGUCAUGCAACAGGAUUUGAUACAGCUAAAAGGCGAAAUCUCCACUCAAACAAAUCUUGUCAAACACCUCGUGGACGGCAUAGAUCUUGCGGUUGAGGCGGGUGAGACGGAUCCGACGGUGGUGGACUCAACGACUCUUCAACCCUCGCAAUUCAGCAGGAUUUCUUGGUUGAUUGAUUCGGAGGCCCACAUUUACAGCGUCGCAAAAGCCUUGGACGCUCUCAUUUGUGAAGACAGAAUAGACGAAGCUUUGGAAAUUAUCAAGGUUGAGGAUGACAACUUGCAGAGAGUGAAGGCUGAAGAAGAAGAUUACCCAUUUGACAUAGUAACGCUGUAUGAUUGUGUGGUUUCUGACAAGAGGGCCAAGAUCAAGCUACGAUUGGCACACGCAUCUGAUUACGCACAAACGGCUGCACAAGGAGAAAUUGUUCCAACCACAGAUCGCCCACCACCUUCGCACGAUGUACCAGUAGAAUUUUAGAACCCAUUCAUUGUGGCGGCAACAUUCAAUAAUUUCGCAAAAUAUAUUAUUGUUCUGGCAUUCAAUCGAGACUGGUAACAAGUUUCAGGUUGGUGGAGAGGAACGCUUUGCUUUUGUUCUCUUUAACUCCUCAUUUCCCUUUUCCCAAAACACUAACGAAAUAUUGAUUUC
This is a messenger RNA of Momordica charantia (bitter melon), 1089 nucleotides long. RefSeq names its product exocyst complex component EXO84B-like. The record is from RefSeq and is a predicted model, not a curated record. Gene Ontology annotation, biological process: intracellular protein localization; exocytosis; Golgi to plasma membrane transport. NCBI's taxonomy places the organism in Eukaryota, Viridiplantae, Streptophyta, Magnoliopsida, Cucurbitales, Cucurbitaceae. Gene Ontology annotation, cellular component: exocyst.